Molecule: messenger RNA, 834 nt
Organism: Prorocentrum cordatum
Lineage: Eukaryota; Dinophyceae; Prorocentrales; Prorocentraceae
Source: the annotation of a GenBank genome assembly
AUGGCGACGGAGCAGCCCCUGUCGCACGGCGACUGGGUCGGCGGAUUCUGCUCCGUGCCCCAGGGGCACGGAGUGUUGCAUGGCGCUGUCCAGAGGCAGUCUGCUCCGGUGCAUGUAGGUGGGCACCACUGCUGGGUGCCUCACCCAGGCAGGGGCCCCAACGGCGAGAGCUGCCCGCAGUGGGCUGGCGCCGGCGCCGUGGAGGCCGCGGUGGUUGCCAGCUGGGAGGGGCCCGCCGGCGGCCCGGAGAGCCGCGGGGGCGCCCGGGCGCUCCGCGCCGAGCCCCCGGGACGUGUCUGGCCAGGGGGCAGCGCACCUGCGCAGAGCUGGGCGGCCGCGAACCAGGCGAGAGAGGGCGCGGGGUGGUACGGAGACGGCACGGAGCUCCUGGCCGAGGCGCUGAGGACCCUCAAGAGGGCCGCCACAGGCAUCGACUGCAGCGCGAAGGGCGACCUCCUGCCCUCAGGCACUUACCGCCGCGAGCAGGAGGUCAAUCGCACGCUCGGGGACGGCUGGGAGCGGCUGUACGCCUUGGAGGCAGAUCCGCCGGAGGGCGGCAUGCGCGCGCUGGUCUUCCUGCACGCGGCCUCCCGCCGUGGGCUCGUCGCCUUCCGCGGCACCGACCUCAACCGCACCGGCGCCAGCGGCCAGGCGGACUUCUGCGCUGGCCGCCUGCUGUGGGAGAACGCCUCCCGCGCGACCCUGCCUGGGUUCUGUGCGGCGUUCACGGACUCGCAGCUAGACUGUGGUCUGCCGACUUCGCCCGAUCCAACGCCCGCGCACUCGCACAGCGAGCAGCGGGAGCGAUGCCGGAGGGCACGGACCUCCUGCUGA